AUGGGCAUGUUUGUUUUGGUUGUUUCAUCGCUUUUACUAUCAACCCUUUUCAGCUCUCGCACUUUUGCUCUCACCCCAGAUGGCUUAACGUUGUUGGAAAUUAGAAGCGCGUUUAACGAUAGCAAAAAUCUCCUUGGUGAUUGGGAAGCUUCUGACGAGUUUCCCUGCAAAUGGUCUGGUAUAUCUUGUCACCCUGAGGACCAACGGGUUAGCUCAAUUAACUUACCUUACAUGCAACUUGGAGGAAUCAUUUCUCCCAGCAUUGGUAAACUCGGUAGAUUACAAAGACUGGCACUUCACGAAAAUGGCUUACAUGGAAAUAUUCCUAAUGAAAUCACUGAAUGUACUCAGCUCAGAGCUCUGUAUUUGAGGUCUAAUUAUCUCCAAGGUGGUAUACCAUCGGAUAUUGGAAACCUUUCUGCUCUUACGAUACUGGAUUUGUCAAGCAAUUCAUUAACGGGUGCUAUUCCAUCAUCCAUUGGUCGUCUCCCGCUUCUGCGUCAUUUGAAUUUGUCCACAAACUUUUUCUCUGGGGAAAUACCUGAUUUCGGAGUUCUAAGCACAUUUGGAAGCAAUUCGUUCAUUGGCAAUCUAGAUCUCUGUGGUCAUCAAGUUAACAAGGCUUGCCGAACUUCACUGGGAUUCCCUGCAGUGUUGCCCCAUGCUGAAAGUGAUGAAGCUUCUGUUCCUGUGAAAAAAUCUUCACGCUACAUCAAAGGGGUAUUAAUUGGUGCAAUGUCCACUAUGGGUGUUGCACUCGUGGUGCUUGUUCCAUUCUUGUGGAUACGGCGGCUAUCAAAACAGGAAGGAGCUGCCAAGAGAUAUACAGAAGUUAAAAAGCAAGUGGUUCAUGAACCAAGCACAAAACUUAUUACUUUUCACGGUGACCUACCAUACCCAUCAUGUGAGAUCAUAGAAAAGCUGGAGUCACUGGAUGAAGAAGAUGUUGUCGGUUCAGGAGGAUUUGGCAUUGUAUACCGAAUGGUCAUGAAUGAUUGUGGAACAUUUGCUGUGAAAAAGAUUGAUGGAAGCAGAAAAGGUUCAGAUCAAGUAUUUGAAAGAGAGUUGGAGAUUUUGGGUUGCAUCAAACAUAUAAACUUGGUCAAUUUGCGGGGAUAUUGUAGUCUUCCAACUUCAAAGCUUCUUAUCUAUGACUUUCUAGCAAUGGGCAGCUUAGAUGAUUUCUUGCAUGAACAUGGACCAGAAAAACAGCCUUUGGAUUGGAGAGCCCGUCUAAGGAUAGCCUUUGGCUCUGCUAGGGGGAUUGCAUACUUGCAUCAUGAUUGUUGUCCAAAGAUCGUGCAUCGUGAUAUUAAAUCGAGUAACAUUCUACUUGAUGAAAACUUGGAGCCCCAUGUAUCUGACUUUGGACUGGCCAAGCUUUUGAUUGACGAUGAUGCUCAUGUCACAACUGUUGUUGCUGGAACAUUUGGUUAUUUGGCUCCAGAAUACCUACAAAGUGGGAGGGCAACUGAAAAAUCAGAUGUUUAUAGUUUUGGAGUUUUAUUACUGGAGCUGGUGACUGGGAAGAGACCAACUGAUCCAUCAUUUGUAAAGCGAGGCUUAAAUGUUGUUGGUUGGAUGCACACAUUAUUGGGAGAAAACAAAAUGGAUGAGAUAGUUGACAAAAGGUGCAAGGAUGUCGAUGCCGAUACCGUAGAAGCGAUUCUCGAAAUAGCAGCCAAAUGCACAAAUGCCGACCCGGACAAUCGGCCAUCAAUGAGUCAAGUUUUACAGUUUCUCGAGCAAGAAGUCAUGUCACCUUGUCCUAGUGAUUUCUACGAGUCUCAGUCUGAUUAUUCUUGAAACUUUCUGUAACAGAAAUGCUUAUUUAACCCCAGACCCGUGAAUCUUCUGCAACUCACUUGCAGCAUUUGAAUAUUUCAUCUCUCCCAGUGAAAUAUGCAGAUCAUGGAGUUUGACAGUUUGGAUGACUGUCUUGACUGGUAAGUUAUAGAUAAUGUAUGGUUUUGUAGAAAGAAAGUUGUGAAUCAUAAUGAUUAACUUUUUUUAUAUGUUGAAGUUGUGGCAAAAGGGUUGUUAAGUUUCAACUCCAAACGUUAAAAAGUAAACUCAAAGCCACCAAACUUUGCCACCUACUGCCACUAA
Messenger RNA from Benincasa hispida (wax gourd), 2109 nucleotides. RefSeq names its product Leucine-rich repeat protein kinase family protein. Gene Ontology annotation, biological process: protein phosphorylation. Gene Ontology annotation, molecular function: ATP binding; protein binding; protein kinase activity. The record is from RefSeq and is a predicted model, not a curated record. Lineage: Eukaryota; Viridiplantae; Streptophyta; Magnoliopsida; Cucurbitales; Cucurbitaceae.